Molecule: messenger RNA, 2520 nt
Organism: Magallana angulata
Lineage: Eukaryota; Metazoa; Mollusca; Bivalvia; Ostreida; Ostreidae
Exons: 10
Coding region: 230-2113 (627 amino acids)
Biological process (GO): monoatomic anion transport; transmembrane transport
Molecular function (GO): transmembrane transporter activity
Source: RefSeq, a predicted model, not a curated record
GCAUCAGUAUUUGAUAAACAACAGUAAAAUACGUUAUUUUAACAAAAAGCAAAAUGGAGGCAAACGAACAAGGUAAAAAUGUUCUUAACUGCAACGUAUUUCAUUUACUAUGUAUUUUGUAAAUUGGAUAUGAAAAAUAAGUUUGUGGAUUACAUUGAAUUGCAUUCAUCAAUUUUUAUUUGUAUGGUAAAUCUAAAUUCUAUCCUUAUAAUUGGUGAAUUGCUGCAAUAUGCUAUCUACUGUGAAUUGUUCAUUAUUGCAUCCAUGGUUAGUCAUAUUCAUUCUGAAUCAUUGUACCAGUACAUUUUUUAUUCUAUAUGAUAAAGUUCCAUAUGACAUGAGAAGGACAUCUUCAAGAGUCUCUUUCUCAAGUGACAUGACAGAACAACAAAGCCAACGAAACAAUUCUGUGAUCUCUGCUCGAAAUUCCUCGACAUUUUCACUGUACAGUUCCAAACAACUUCUUAAACAAAGUGUGUUUGAGAAAUACACAUCUUGUCGCUGGUUGGUGGCCUUUUCUUGUUUCAUUACGGUUACGUGUUCGAUAAUGCUCCGUCAGUGUAUCAGUAUGGUGAUUGUUUGUAUGGAGUCCAAUUAUAAAGCUGGACAAGACGCCAUGAUAAACAAAUCGAACACGACUACAAAUGGAACUUUCUCACAGACACAAAGAGGGCUUUGGGACAUACUAUGGAAGAGCGAAGAGAAGGGUCUGAUUCUACAGUCCUAUUUCUACACGUUCCCGAUCACCCCCCUGAUUGGAGGUUACCUGUCAGGGAGGUUUAGCGGGAAAAUGGUGGUGACCGUGAUGACGUCAUGCCUCAUCUUCCUGUCUGCCGUGUCCCCCAUUGCUGCCACAGUCAGUCCCUACUUUGUCGUCGUUCUGAGGUGCUGCAUCGGACUCUCCUCAGGAGGCCUUCAAUCUAGUGUAACAGCCAUUGUUUCCAAGUGGGCACCGGUGUCUGAGCGUGCGCAGAUAGUAGCUAUGGCCAACGCAGGUAUGAUGGUUGGUAACAUCUUUACCUUUGCUUUCCCUGGCUUUAUCUGUUCCAUUCCAAUCCACAAUGGCUGGCCUUUUAUAUUCUACAUCUUUUGUAUAUGUAACGUCCUUUCCCUGGUCAUGUGGAUGUGGUUGGUGUACGACAGACCAGACGAACACCCCCGGAUCACGUGGAAAGAGCGUGCUCUCAUCAACUAUAAACGAAGGGACAGCACUCUCGAAAAGAUGCCUUCACCUCCUUGGAUGAAGAUUUUAAGUUCUGGGCCGUUUUGGGGACUCUUGUUUGCCCAAAUGUCCCACAGGUUUUUAUUCACUACCAUUGGGACUUUCCUUCCUCUUUAUAUGGCUGACGUGUUGAAGUUUGACAUUGCGACUAAUGGACUUUUCUCCUCUCUGCCAUUUAUAGGUCGGUUCAUUGCUUCUGUUGGAAGCGGGAUGCUGGCAGAUAACCUUAUGACAAGGGAAAUUCUCUCAGUGACCGCCACCAGAAAAAUAUUCCACGUCUCGGGUUUAGUACUAUCAACUCCUUUCUUGAUUUGGAUGAGUUACAUGGGACCUGACGAGAGGACAAGCGCAGUGGUACUACUGGUGACGUAUUGGACAGUUCAGGCUCUCAAUAACGCGGGAUUUCGAGUCAACCAUAUUGACAUCGCACCGAGAUUUGCAAGUGUUCUGAAUGGUAUGACAACAACGGUAUCGUCAGUUGCCGCAUUGCUUUCUCCAAUCGUAACUUCAGAGCUGACAAAAAAUGGUACACAGGAGGAGUGGCAGACCGUGUUCUUCAUCUGUACGGGGGUGGGACUGGCAGGUGCCCUAGCCUUCCUGGUUCUGGGCAGCGGAGUGGAGCAGGAAUGGGCAAGGGACCAAAAUAUGAAUGUUGAGUUUGACGUUUACACAAUUGACGAGAGAAAACAAAGUAUUGACCAGCUACACGCUUCCGUGGAGGAGGGGGAUUGUACGGCUGAAAAUAACAAAAAAGUUGGGAUGAACUCUGUCUCUGAAAAUCAAAAUGUGAAAGUGGAAUGUGGACAUGUUAAUGACAGUUUUGUUGAACAAGUUAAUAAAGAAAAAAAUGAUCCGGUAGCCAUUCAAGAGAUCAUAACAUACCAUUUCUGAGUAGAAUCAUAUGCUAUUGUUUGAUGACUAGGGAGAAAUUGAAGUGAUUUGAUGCAAUUAAUUCUGAAUCAAAAAAAAAUGUUUUGGAGGACCAUAACAAAAACAGUUACUCUGCCAAAAAAAAUAAACAAUUAUGUCUGUACAUGUAUUCACAAGAGCACGAGUGAGCAUCAGAUUAAAGGACAAAUUUCCGAAAAAUAAUAGAGUAGCCAUCGUCUUCAAACAAGGCAUUCUAGAAAUAACAGAACCAGACACUGUAUUUAUCAAACUUUAAAAAAAAUAGAAAAGCGCAAUCUUAUAUCAGUGAGGAGUCUUAAAGACCUCGAUUCUCUAUUAAUAUUAAUAUAUAAUAAGCAUUAGAGCCUACUAUAGAUUCAUUGUCUUCUAUGAUCAGUAGCAUUUACCAU